Messenger RNA from Leucoraja erinaceus (little skate), 6577 nucleotides. RefSeq names its product rho GTPase-activating protein 7. The coding region runs from base 213 to 3497 and encodes 1094 amino acids. Gene Ontology annotation, molecular function: protein binding; lipid binding; GTPase activator activity. The record is from RefSeq and is a predicted model, not a curated record. The transcript has 14 exons. NCBI's taxonomy places the organism in Eukaryota, Metazoa, Chordata, Chondrichthyes, Rajiformes, Rajidae. Gene Ontology annotation, biological process: regulation of Rho protein signal transduction; signal transduction; actin cytoskeleton organization.
GCUUUGACCCGGUCUGCCUGUUACUGACACACUGUAGAUUCUGCAUCUGCUGUCUUUUAGUGAAGAUUCUCUCUCCCCCUCUCUCUCUCUCUCUCUGUCUGUCAGUGUCUCUAUCAGUCUUCCUCUCUCUCCCUCUCUCCCUGUCUCUCUCAGUCUGCAGUGGGACAGAGCCAGGCUGUGCGUUAGCAUGUGUAGUAGGUGGGUGUGUGUGCAUGUGUGUGGGACUGUGCAGAGUGACAAGUAGCUGGAUGGCUCACCAGUGCAGACCUCGGCUCAGGCGUUCCUUCAGUGAACACAUAAAGGACUCCACCAACAAAGCGUGGGAUAUAAUCUGGAAAAACGCAAGAGAGAAAAGACUUUCAGAGAUUGAAGCAAAAGACGCCUGCGACUGGCUCCGAGCUGCUGGAUUUCCCCAGUACCCCCAGCUGUUUGAAGCAUUGCAGUUCCCCGUUGAUAUUGAAGUGGUGAAGAAUGACCAUGAAUUUUUAGACACAGAUGCCAUAGAAUCUCUGUGCAGACGAUUGAAAACGCUGAACAAAUGUGCAAUGAUGAAACUGGAAAUUGUUCGAGAUAGGAAAAAGAGCGACGAGUCUGAAGAUGAGGAGCCUUGCGCCAUUAGCCACAAGUGGACCUUUCAGCAGGACUGCAAGAGGUGGUCUCGAGUGGAGACCUUCGAACUGUUCCAUUCGGGACAGGGAAGCCUCUCCCUGCCUGGCAGCCCCUGCCUGCGGACCGUAGACAGCGACGAGAUCAUGUUCGCGGAGUUGGUGGAGAUACAGGAGGUGUCGUCGAUCCAUAGCAGCAGCAGCAGCAGCAGUAGCAGCGGCGGUAGAGUUGGUGAUACCACCACCUUGCCAAAACACUCCGUCCAAGCCUCGGGCUUUGACCCAAGCCGGGCUUCCUCCAGAUGCUCCUCUGCAAAGUCACCGUCUGCCGACCCCUGCUUCAGUGGCCCACCCUCCCCCAGAGACUUCCCCGCUCUGGCCCGCGAUGGCAAGUCCUCCAAGCCAAAGGCCAAAGGUCUACUGAAGAAGAUGGAGGGGUUUCGGUUGAGAGGUCGCGGCCAGCAGAAUCAGGGUGCCCACCCCAGGCAGAGGCCGGUCAUCGGCCACCCCGUGUUGCAGGAGGGCUUUGGCCAAGAGAAGCUGAGGAACUUGAACUGCGUGGGCUUGGCCGAGAUGGAGGAGCAUCUUCUGGGCCAGGACGUGUUGUGCUCCUCGCUAGCCUCCCGCAGCAGCAGCGGCAGCGGUGGCAGCACCGCCAGCAGCCAGUCCGGCAACAGCAGCAGCGCGGUCAGCACUCCCAGCCCCGUCCUGAGGACUCGAGGCCGAACCCUUCGCCAAGACAAUGUCAAUCCCACCCCGCGGGACAGCGGCGGUCCCCAGCCCGGGGGCGACCACUUGCUCUUCCACGUCCCGGGGGGACACGAGCCGGGGACGUUCCCCAAAGCCCUCCAGCACGGCUCGGCCGACACCUCGGUCAACUGGAGGACAGGCAGCUUCCACGGCUACCGGGGGAGCGGGGCGGCGAGGCUGAGCGGCGGGCCGAAUCCCCGGGGUGCGCUGGACAACCGGACCAGCAUUUACGACAACCUGCCCGGUGGCCACGUCCUCCCGGGGGACGAUGAUGAUGAUGAUGAUGUGUUCACAGAGUUAGACGAGGUCGCAGGCCACGGGAACGACCUCCAGGGGCUGGUGGCCAAGUGGACGGAGAAGUUUUCCGACGACGGCGAAUCGGACUCUGCGAACGACUCCACGUCUCCCUACCCUUCUUCUCCAAAGGAAAUCCACUUGGAGAUCGAGAAACACCCCGGGAGGGCACACGGGGAAACGACACCCAACGUGGCUGACAAGUCGGCCGGUGAAUUAGAUGCCCCAGAUGUUCAUUUUGACAGGGACUCUGGAGUCGGCUCAUCUCUGAAGCUCCCUAGCAGGCGGGGGAGAGACUGCUGGCCUAGUGAGAAGAACAUGAAUCAUCACAACCUCCACCUACACAUCGACGGCCAAUCUGCUGCCCAGCUCAACCUACUGCAGAAACUCGCUCUCCUGAAGCUGACUGCCCUGAUGGACAAAUACUCCCCCUCCAGCAAGCAGGGCUGGAUCUGGGCUGUUCCAAAGUUUAUCAGGAAGAUAAAGGCCCCGGAUUUUAAGGACAGAGUGGUAUUUGGGGUACCUCUGCUGCUCAACGCCCAGCGUACAGGACAUGCGUUGCCAAGAGGAGUUCUGCAGGCCAUGCAGUUCCUGCGGUCAUACUGCCUCGACCAGGUUGGAUUAUUCAGAAAGUCUGGAGUGAAGUCAAGGAUCCAAGCACUACGGGAGAUGAAUGAGAAUUGCCCUGAUGGUGUGAGCUAUGAGGGCCAGUCUGCGUUUGAUGUGGCUGACAUGGUGAAGCAGUACUUCCGUGACCUCCCUGAGCCACUCUUCACUACAAAGCUCUCAGAGUCGUUCCUUCACAUAUAUCAGUAUCUGCCAACAGACCAGCGAUUACCUGCUGUCCAAUCCGCCAUCUUGCUCCUCCCAGAUGAGAACCGUGAGGCUCUGCAGUCUCUCCUGUGCUUCCUCUGUGACGUCGUGGCUUGUGUCAACGAGAACCAAAUGACUCCCACCAACCUCGCCGUCUGCCUGGCCCCAUCCCUCUUCCACCUCAACACCCUGAGAAGGGAAAGCACUUCCUCGAGGGUGGGCCAGCGGAAAUACAGUCUGGGCAAGCCAGACCAGCGGGAUCUGAGUGAAAACCUGGCAGCCACACAAGGGUUGGCGCACAUGAUUGCAGAGUGCAGUCAACUCUUCCUGGUCCCUGAGCAGUGGGCUGGGAGAAACGUGAGCUACAGUCAGCGUGUCCAUGGAUUGCACGACGCUGAGUGGCAUCGGCAUGUCAAGACGGCACUGACCAACUCAUCCCUGGGCCUCCUGAAGGAAGCGAAGGAGAAGUUUAGAAGCUGGGUCAGUUGCUGUGGAUUGGAACAUGUAGAGAUCGCAUACAAGAAGAUGGACGACAAUCAUCCUUUGCGCUUGUGGAAAGUGUCCGUUGAUGUGGAGAAGUCACCGGGGGAGAUACUGAACCGUCUACUGCGGGACCACCAGCUUUGGGAGAAAGACCUGCUCCACUCGAAGGUGGUCGAGACACUGGGCGAUGAGACUGAGAUAUAUCACCACACCAUCAGAAGCACCUUCCCCCACCCACACAGAGAUUACGUUGUUUUGAGAACCUGGCAGACUGAUUCCCAAACUGGAUUGUGUGUGUUAGCUGCCACAUCUGUGGAUGCCAAAGAUCUUCCUUUGCAAGGAGUCCAAGCAAAUGUCAUCACAUCUCAGUAUCACAUAGAACCUGUGGGAGCCUCAAGAUCGAAACUCUCUCACAUCUGUCGAAUAGACACAAGAGGCCGGACUCCAGAAUGGUACAACAAAGUAUUCGGUUAUCGCUGCGCUGCUGAACUCCUCAAGAUUAGAGAUUCCUUCAGUGCGCCCGACACUGAACUUCGAGAAACAAAUAUAUGAGCAUGUAAUCUGAAAGAACCGCAGAUGCUGGAAAUCUGAAUUCGAAUCGGAAAAUGCUGGAGAUACGCAGCUGGCCAGGCAGCAUCCAGGGAGGAAGAAACUCUUUAAUGAUUUGGGUCCAGGAUUUUAUUUUUCCUCUUCAGAACUGAAAUGUUUACCUAGUUUCCCUUAUUUUCUACGUUUCAUGAUGGAAAUGCUAUUCACUUUAAUGGCUUGGUUGCGAAAAUGGUUAAACCAAUGUGCAAAUGUGUUUUUGAAAAAUGCAUGCCAGAAAAUCGUGGAAAAACAACAAUGAUCAUUGCAAGAGAGGGGCCUCCAUAGGUGUGAUCCCAGCGGGUUUAACACUGGUUUUUAAUUUGCUGGGCUGUUUCUGGACAACAGGUGGUUGGGAGAUGGAGGGGGGGGGGGGGGGAGGGGAGGGCUGGUGGCUGGGGAGGUAAAGAGACGCGUGCUCGGUUCAGUUUUGAAGAUCGUGGGUGUCUUUUCUUCAAAGCAUCAGGUAACACCUGUGACUAACUGGAGCGUAUUGAUGGUGAAACGUUGUCCCAAGUGCGUGUAGGUUGUCCAUCCAUUCCCCCCGCCCCGUUUGCAGUGCAGUAGCAAUUCUUCCAACUUGUUUCGGUUAUCCAAAGGGAAAUAUUGAAAUCACUCGAGUUACGGACAGUUGGUCAGGGAUUGGCACACGAUCCUCGUCGCAAACUUUGUCCCAAGUGCUUGUAGGUUGUGGUGGCCCAGUUCCCCCACCUUGUGCCUAUUGCGUUUCUUCCAACUCCCCAAUGGUAAAUAUUGAAAUCACUCCAGUUACAGAUAGUUGGUCAGGAGUUCGAACCUCAUUGUCCCAAGCACUUGUGAGCACUCCCCACACCCAGUGUGGUAGCAUUUCUUCCAACUUGUUUUGGUAUUCAAUGGGAAGUCAUUCCAGUUGCAGAUAGUUGGUCAGGAGUUUGCCAGUGAUCCUCAUCGCAAACUGCCCGCUUGUAACGCUGGUCACUUGCUGUCGUCCUGGUCUUGUGCAAGAAUGUUGAACAUGGUCUUAUCAGAGGGAGAGAGAGAGAGAGAGAAAGGUCAUGGCAGAAGCCCUGAGCUUCCUCAGGAGGCUGAGACCUGUUGCCCUCCCAAUCAAUAUCUAAAACCUAGCCUUUUGACUCUUAGCUUAUCACUAAACCCACAGAGAACACCGUCUCUGCUGGCACGAUUUAAUCUCUACACAUGAGAAAAGAUGCUAAGAACUUAGCACUUUUAUAAUUGAAACUUAUUCUCAAUGAGUAAUUAAUUGUGGCUCAGAAAAUCCACCGCGGUCGGUCCCCGUAAAUAUUUUAACUUGUCCCGUUUCCCCGACCCCCAUCUCUGAAAUGUGCUAAUUUAGCAAUCCACUACGUUUGCUUUGGAGAUUUGAGUACACAUUAUACAUUGGUAAAGCCAAUAACGCAAUUCCUUUCAUUAAGCAGGGUGUCAUAGUCUGAAGGGCCGUCUGGUCUAUCUGCAUUAACUUUGACUAAUGUCACUAAGCAAUGAAGCUGGAGGUCUUCUGUUUUAUUCGGCAGUUACUCGUUAUCACAUACAAGAUUAAAAACUUCAUUAAUGUGGCCGUAACAUUAAUUUAAUUUAGCAGUGACAUGGUAUUCCCCCCCCGUCAGGCCCCCCCCGUCAGGAGAGGUACACUUUUUAUGGACUACUAUUAAUGACUUGGGGAAACUACAUCUUCAGAAAAUGAAAGUCUUGUGUGCCUGUCCCAAAUGUGUAGUUUAAUUGUGCUAUUAACUUGGGAGAAUGAAAAGUAAUGAUGGAAAUCCACAAAUUAGUUGGCAGGCAACCAGUGAGACAAGAAUGCAACAGAGGCUUUGAGUAAGAUGGGUGAGAUAAACAAAUUCUAGACGUGAAGAAUGUCAAACAUUUGGUGUUGUCCAAUGUAACAAGUUACUGGGUUUGUUUUUUUAAGAUUCGAAGUUAAAAUCUCAACUUAGAUUUGAAGUUAAGAUUGUAACUCGAAUUAAGAUAGUAUGGUGACAUUUUACUUUAGAUCCUGAAUCCUGAAGGGCUUGUCCGACUUGGGUGUCAUUUGCACGUCAUGUAGAUGGCGUGCAAAGAUUUUGUACAUCACGAAAUCCAGGGGCGCCGGGCGCGACCGAGCAUCACUGCCUACAUCACCACAGGAUUUCGGGACGUACAAAAUCUUUGCGCGCCAUCUACAUGACAUGCAAAUGACACCCAAGUGGGACAGGCCCUUCAGGAUACAAGAUCUAAAGUAAAAUGUCACCAUACCAUCUUAAUUCGAGUUGGUAAUACGCACCAUGCGUUCAUCGUGACGCCUAAAUGACGCACAUUUGCCGUCCAAGUGGGACAGCCCCUUGAUUAUCUUCCGAACCAUGCAACUGUGAAUCACUUUACAUCUCCAACAGUUUGUGACCACAGUGGGUAAGAUAAAUAUUUGUCCAUUAAAUCAGGCUGAUUAUUCGAAAACUGUUCAGUAAUUGUAGAUGGAACAAAAUUCAGGCAAAGUAACCAAGGAAAGGCUGAGUGGGUUACGCACACUCUGCCUGCAGCCCACUGUGCUCGUUUCUGUGUCCUGCCAGCGUUUACUGAUUAUAGUGGAGACACAGAAGGUACUUUCUAAAUUUGUUAGUGGCGAUGUCCAAUUGUGACAAAUCAGCUUGAAAUAAUUCCGGCCAGCGGUGAAUGGUUUAAAAAGUACAUAAUUCGGAAUAUGCAGAGCAGCUUUAGAUCAAUAAUUCAAGUCUAGCUUUACCCAAGUUGUUACACAUGAAGACAUGACAGUAAGUUAUUGGAUGAACCGUGGUAUAAAUACUUGUCCUUGCAGAUACUGGAUUGGCAAAAAAUAGCAGCUAUUUAUAUUUAAAGCGAUUUAUGACAAUUUUAUUCCAUACUGCCAAAAUUAAGAAUCAAAGUACUAUUUUAUCUAUUUAUGUAUAAUCGAUACAUUUUGUACUUCACUUAUGUAAAUAUUUACUGCAUUUGUAAACUGAAUGUUCAAUAGUUCGCUAUCCCAUUUAUUGAAAAUGUAAUGACAACUGUUUAAUGUAGGAUUGUAUAUAAUGUGGUAUAAAUCUUCAAUUGCACCA